This is a messenger RNA of Pyricularia pennisetigena, 468 nucleotides long. RefSeq lists its product as uncharacterized. Bases 1 to 468 code for a protein of 155 amino acids. The transcript has 2 exons. Lineage: Eukaryota; Fungi; Ascomycota; Sordariomycetes; Magnaporthales; Pyriculariaceae. The record is from RefSeq and is a predicted model, not a curated record.
AUGAUCGCCUUUACCAUCACCCAGUCCGACGGCUCCUCUCGAACCGUCGUCGGCUACAAGUACAUGCCGCCGCGCAAGGGCUACUCGGACCCAGACCAGUUGUUCAUCGUGCGCAACUCGUGGGGCGAGGGCUGGGUUGCCGCUGGCUUCUGCUACAUGCUGGACACGGUCGACGUGUUCCGCGGGGUGUUUGCGCCCGAGGUGCUGGCGUCCAUCACGGGCCGGUUACAGGACGUCAUUGCUGUGGAUGACGAGGUCAGCGGCGAGAAUCAACGGUUCGUCGACACGGUGAUUGAUCGUUGGCAGGCUGGGCCGGCUGCGGAGGAUGGUCAGGUUGAUGACGAUGGCGAUGAUCAAGGUCUGUAUAAUGAGCAGCAGCAGCAGCAGCAUAUGCUCAUGAGCAGGAUGUUAACCGUCAGCAGAGUUGCAGAGGUGAUUGUGUUUGUGCAAAUCACGAAACUUUAUUGA